AUGAGCAUGAACACAACGGACCGGUACCCGGCCACGGCGUCGCAGUUCAUGUUACGUGAGAUCAAACGGCAACAGGAGCUGGUCAACCGAGGGUAUCAGCUCCUGAAGCGGAAGGCCGAAGCUCUGCGGCUUAAAGGUCGACAGACGGCGUCCGACUUAUCAGUGACGCAAGCGGUUCUGGGCCAUACUCUUAAAGAGGCCUACAUAUCGUUGGCAGCGGUGAAGUUCACUAAUGGAGAGUCCAAUGCAUUGGUGCUUGAAAACAUUGAGGAGGCACAAAUCCGUGUCAAACGCAUACCGGAAAACAUCUCCGGGGUCUCAACCGUGACCCUCCACGCUAUCGAAGAGCUGGGGGCCAGCGACGCCCUCCGCUACGCAGGCCUGGGGGCCGGCGGGCACCGCACCGGCGAGGCCAAGAGGGCCUUUCGCGCGGCCGUUCAUAUUCUGAUCAAGUUCGCGUCGCUGCGCAACACUUGUAUUCUGUUGGAUAAUGCGAUUAGAUCGACGCUGAGAAAAGUUAACGGCAUAGAGAAGGUCAUUAUGCCUAAGCUAUCGAACACAAUGAAAUACAUUCAAGUGGAACUAGCGGAGCGGGAAAGAGAGGAGAUGCACAGGCUGAAGAUGGUGAAGGCAAAGAAGAUUCGAGCCAAGGCUCUGGCAGCAAUGCGUCUCGAAGAUUCCCAAAAUGGAGACAGCGGUGCAGGCGGUGAAAGCGGUGAAAUUGGUAGGCCGAUUUAUUAUUACUACUAUAGAGUCUAUCUCCGUUCUGCAGCCCGUAUCCGCUCUCUCGAAUGUCUCACGAGCAUAAUCUGCGCCUGCAGGUCGCUGCCCUCCACAGACUCCGUCGAAAACUGCUCCAAGCCCGUCUGCCAGCCCGCGGAAUGGGACGAUGAGGAUCUCGUCUUUUAA
Cydia amplana is the source of this 909-nucleotide messenger RNA. RefSeq names its product V-type proton ATPase subunit D-like. Bases 1 to 909 code for a protein of 302 amino acids. Gene Ontology annotation, molecular function: proton-transporting ATPase activity, rotational mechanism. The record is from RefSeq and is a predicted model, not a curated record. Gene Ontology annotation, cellular component: proton-transporting V-type ATPase complex; vacuolar membrane. NCBI's taxonomy places the organism in Eukaryota, Metazoa, Arthropoda, Insecta, Lepidoptera, Tortricidae. The transcript has 7 exons.